This is a messenger RNA of Cladophialophora psammophila CBS 110553, 1662 nucleotides long. RefSeq lists its product as uncharacterized. The record is from RefSeq and is a predicted model, not a curated record. The coding region runs from base 1 to 1662 and encodes 553 amino acids. NCBI's taxonomy places the organism in Eukaryota, Fungi, Ascomycota, Eurotiomycetes, Chaetothyriales, Herpotrichiellaceae. Gene Ontology annotation, biological process: fungal-type cell wall (1->3)-beta-D-glucan biosynthetic process. Gene Ontology annotation, cellular component: cytoplasm; fungal-type cell wall. Gene Ontology annotation, molecular function: 1,3-beta-glucanosyltransferase activity. The transcript has 5 exons.
AUGAAAGGCUUCUCUGCCGUUGCGACUGCUGUUGCCGGCGCUACUCUUUUUCUCAAAGCCGCAUAUGCAAAUGUGGACCCUAUUGUCAUUAAAGGCUCCAAGUUCUUCUAUCAAACCAACGGGACGCAAUUCUAUAUCAAAGGCGUUGCCUACCAACAGGAUUAUCUAGGGAACGGCACAACCUCGAGCGGCAAUAACAACUAUGUCGACCCUCUGGCUGACGCAUCGACAUGCCAGCGAGACAUCCCCUACUUGAUCCAACUGGGCACCAACACCAUCCGAGUGUACGCAGUUGACCCCACUCAAAACCACGAUGAAUGCAUGAGUAUGCUUGCGAACGCCGGCAUCUACGUCAUUUCGGACCUGUCAUCCCCUAGCACCUCGAUCAACCGUGAUUCUCCCACAUGGAACGAUGAUCUGUACGCUCGCUAUACCGCCGUCAUUGACAACAUGGCAAAAUACACAAAUACCCUGGGUUUCUUCGCAGGAAACGAGGUGUCAAACAACAACACCAACACCGAUGCCAGCGCCUUCGUCAAGGCUGCUGUCCGCGACAUGAAGGCCUACAUCAAGCAACAAAACUACCGGUCCAUAGGGGUGGGCUAUGCUACCAACGAUGAUGCCGACAUUCGUGUCAAUCUCGCCAACUACUUCGACUGCGGAAAUCCAACUGAUGCCAUUGAUUUCUGGGGCUACAACAUUUACUCGUGGUGCGGAGACUCCAGCUACACCCUGUCUGGCUACGAUCAGCGCACCAAAGAGUUCUCGACCUACAACGUCCCCGUCUUCUUUGCCGAGUAUGGCUGCAACGUUGUUCAACCCCGUACAUUCACCGAAGUUCAAGCGUUGUAUGGCCCUCAAAUGAGCCCUGUCUGGUCGGGCGGCAUUGUCUACAUGUAUUUCCAAGAGGCGAAUGACUAUGGUCUGGUCACUGUCUCUGGCGGUUCGGUGAGCACUCUGGCCGAUUUCAAUGCCUUAUCCACCCAGAUUGCGAAAAUUGACCCCACCGGUGUCAACGCAAAAGACUACACCCCCACCAAUACUGCUCCUGCCGCCUGCCCGACUGUUGGCGCCGAUUGGCAAGCAUCGUCCAGCCUGCCUCCCACGCCGAACCAACAACUCUGCCAAUGCAUGUUUGAUGCUUUGACCUGCCGACCAAACAACGUGGCCGAGGCCGAGAUUGGUAACUUAUUUGGCAUUGUUUGCGGCCUUGCCCAGGGUGUCUGCAACGGUAUUGCCGCCAACGCCACCACGGGCGACUAUGGUGCCUAUGGCAUGUGCAACCCUGAGCAACAGCUUGGUUGGGCACUCAACACCUACUACGAACAACAAGCUGCCCAAGGAAACGGUGCCUCGGCCUGCGACUUUAGUGGAUCGGCCUCGACAGCAUCCCCAACAAGCCCGACUGGAAGCUGCGCAACAUUGAUCAACCAGGCCGGUAGUGGAGGUACUGGUACGGUCACCUCGGCACCCAGCGGCACGGGUGGGUCAGGAUCGAGCUCCGGCUCCAGUUCUGGCUCCAGCUCUGGCUCUGGUGGCAGCGGCAGCACCUCCAAUGCUGGUAUGCCUGGAGUCUCCACUCCCGGCCAUAUGGGCGUUCUGCAACUUGUGGUUUAUCUCACGAUUGCAUUCGUGUCGGGAGCCGGUAUGAUUUUGUUGUAG